This is a messenger RNA of Arachis stenosperma, 965 nucleotides long. Its product is annotated as protein LEAD-SENSITIVE 1-like. NCBI's taxonomy places the organism in Eukaryota, Viridiplantae, Streptophyta, Magnoliopsida, Fabales, Fabaceae. The coding region runs from base 1 to 762 and encodes 253 amino acids. The transcript is spliced from 2 exons. The record is from RefSeq and is a predicted model, not a curated record.
AUGGGGGUGCUUUCCAAUAAGGUUGAUCCUCAAAACCUUAAUCCUGGUGAUCAUAUUUACUCUUGGAGACAGGCUUACAUCUAUGCACAUCACGGAAUUUAUAUAGGUGAUGGAAUGGUGAUCCACUUCACAAGGGGUGCAGACCAAGAAAUAGGAGCAGGAACUGUCUUAGACCGUCUUCUAUUCAGUUUACCUCCCUCUCAUCCUACAGACACAACAUGCCAAAGAUGUGGCCGCGACCGGACAAGAAAAGAUGGUGUCAUCUCUUCUUGCUUGGACUGUUUUCUCUCUGGUGGUGACCUUUACCUCUUUGAAUAUGGUGUCUCACCAGCAUUCUUUCUAGCCAAAGCUAGAGGUGGUACCUGCACCCUUGCAACUUCCGAUCCAACCGAGCAAGUGCUUCACCGUGCUUUCUUCCUCCUUGAGAACGGGUUCGGUGGCUAUCACGUCUUUAAGAACAACUGUGAGGACUUUGCAAUCUACUGCAAAACUGGCCUGCUUGUAUUCACAAACAUGAGUGUUGGGAGAAGUGGUCAAGCAGCAUCUUGUUUUGCUGCUGCUAGUGCCUUAGUUUCUUCACCACUUCGGUUCAUGACUACAGGUAUCGGUGGUCUAUCGUUGGUUGGUUGUGGCAUGUACUGCGUUAGCCGAUUGGUUUCGGAUAUUGGAGUUCGCCGAGACGUAACUAAAGUUCCGGUGGAGAAGCUUGUAGAUUCAUUGGAUUCACCGGCUAAGAUGACUGAAAUGGCCAAGUUAGACUAAAGAUGGUUGCACAGAAGUAUGUCAGAAAAUAAUGUCAAGUAUGACCAGUGUUCUAAAACUGCCUAAUUUGUCAAACACUUACCAGAUGAAGUUUGCUGUGGUAUCUGCAAUUUUCAACUGUGCAGUUUAAAACUAAUUAAGAUUCUCUCAAAUGAUUAUCAUUGUUUAGCAGGAGUUAACUUAUUUAUUUACUCUUGCCAACA